Molecule: messenger RNA, 3218 nt
Organism: Strongylocentrotus purpuratus (purple sea urchin)
Lineage: Eukaryota; Metazoa; Echinodermata; Echinoidea; Camarodonta; Strongylocentrotidae
Exons: 7
Coding region: 305-3070 (921 amino acids)
Source: RefSeq, a predicted model, not a curated record
GGCGCCACUUGGUAAGGUUUUUGUCCUACCAAUAUUCCACGAAUGAGGUCAUCCUGAAGUUAUAUAAGUAGCCUAACCACGCCUUAUUUCUUAAUACCAAUCGUCAGCUAAUUUUUUUUAUUUAUUUUUAUUCAAGACCGAUUCUUCGGCAGACAGGUGGGAGAAGACUGUUUCUUCGUAAACGUUUGUUGAUGAGACUGUUUGAAAUGCCAAAGUAACAUCAAUAAAACACCGAUUUCAGCCUGUUUCAUGGACAUGUAAAUUCGAGAUCUGGAGUUAAAAACACCUAGUCUCAAGUCCCAUCAUGGCUUCUCCGGGGCAAUACAAUCCACUUCUAGAUGAAGAGCUUAGCGCCCUUGCAGAUAACAUGGGGUUCUCUGACAACUUUUCAACUUGCGUCACACCAGCACCGGGCCUUGCCUCAUCAAAAGGUCUCAGCGAGGCUUUUCUGAUAUCUUUGGCCGAUGGGAUUGAACAUGACGAACACGCGGAUUCAUUAGGUCGAGCCCUUGGUUUCAGCAACACAAAACUCACGGAAUUCCGAGUGACAAAUCACAUGAGCGGUCGAAAAACCAGCAAGGGAACGAAAGAUAUGCUCUUCGACUGGCGUCAGAAGGUUUCACCCAAUGAUCAGCAUGGUGUGAUGAGGAAAGCGCUCCUCAAGGCUGGUCUUUGCUAUCUCGCCGACUUGCACUUUGGGACAAAGCCGAAUAUUCUAUACGUCCAGAUCACGCCUACCAUGAACUUCCAAUACUGCAUAGACAUAGUGAGAAACCACUACAAGACAGUCCUUUGCCAAGUCCAACGGCGUCCAUGGGAUCCAAAUGACUACAUCAAAUUUGACCGACUGUACACCGAAUUGCAUCUUCUGCAGUACGACAGGUCGACGGGUGAGAUGCGGACCGAACCGUUCAGAGGGACUGUGAACCAAAUAAUGAGCCUCAAAGUAGAGGGGGAACCAUGGAAGCGGUUACUGCUGUUGGCGCCAGGUGGAUACGGGAAGACGUGCGCCAUAGCAAAGCUAGCCUAUGACUGGGCCUAUGAAGUGGAGGGUUCUCCAAUGAAGGACAUACCUGCACUCUUCGCCUUGCAGCUGAGGAAAGUUGAUGAUGAUAUGGGGUUAGGAGAGGCUAUCAUAUCUCAACUGCUAGGCAUCAUCCCUGGUGUUACCGCAGAAAAACUCGAGGAAAUCAUCGGACUUCACGAGAAAGAAUGUGCCCUGCUCUGCGAUGGAUAUGAUGAAUACACCAAGAGCAUCAGAGAAACGAAGUCUAAGAACAGCCUCGUCCAAACCCUACAGCACAAGCGCCUGAAGAAUUGUCAGGUUUUGGUGACCAGUCGCCCAUUCCUGGAGGAUGAUUUUCUGCAAGGAAAUCUAUCCAGAGUUUAUGUCAAGAUAGAAGGCAAAGGUUUCACACCACAACUUGCUCAUCAAUUCAUCCAUAGGUACUUUGAGGCGAGGUCCACACCAGAAGAAGAAGACCAUCUUAAAAGGUUCUUAAGGGCAAACUGCUUUCUUGGUGAACUGAUAGCUGUCCCCUUUUUCUGCACCAUGAUCUGCCACUUGCACGAGGUCAAGGCAUUGUCAGAAGCCAACACAAGAAGCAGCCUCUUCCGAAAUCUCAACAUAUUCUUGUUACAUCACGCAAAGGCUAAGAGUAUGAUAAUAUCGAGUGAAGGUCAUCACCUCGAUAAUAUCUUGCACGCACUUGGUCAAGUCGCUUUGUCAGGAUUGUUGCAGGAGAGCAGGAAGUUUGUGUUUGAAGAACGAGAUUUCAAAGACUGCCCAGAUGCGUACGAAAAGGGUUUGAUGCUUGGAAUCCUGUCAAAGAUAUCCACCCCCGUGAAGCAUGUCGACCAUGAAGCUCUGUCAAGGACAUCUGUGGAAUUUUUCCACAUAUGGGAACAAGAGUACUGCGCAAGUGUAUACCUUCAGCACCCCACUCCUGCAACAAAUCGUUUUGCCACAUUGCCGAAGAAAAUCAUGAAACCACUUUCAUCAUUCCAAAGUGUCAGGAGGAACUUGACAGAUUCUUCAUUCCAGGAACGAAUGGACCUUCAGACUCUCCUCAACACAGCGAGUUCUCCCCAAAAAACUAUCGUGUUCGAAAACAUGAUCCGUCUCUUGGCUGGAAGCAAGAACUUCCAGAUAUGUCAGGAAAUCUUCAGCCAUAUCAACCGUCUGGACUGGAGAUGUGCAGUACAGGAUCAGGGUUACACACAUUCUGACAAAUGCCGUGUGAUACUCCAUUGUGUCAGUGAAGCAGAUGCCGUGUACCUCAUCGGGAAGGUCGCCCAUGCCAUCAGUAACUGCUUCCGGGGAGGUCGACUGUCUUUGGAGAACACUACUGCCAGUAUGAUCAGAGGUAUCCGAUCACUUCCCACGGACACGAAGAUGCAGUUCACAACAGCUGAAAUCACAAAGAGCUGUCUCACCCCAAGGCUUCUGGACAGUCUUGCAGGCUGUGAAAGGCUGUCCAGUUUAGACGUACGUGACAUCGCUUCUGUUGAAGGAUCGCCCCAGGAACGCCUCCCACAGUUUUCAUCAAUCAAGAAAUUAGCUGUCUCCUGGGUCGAACCAAAGGUGUUGCGCACAUUAUCCCGAUGUAUGCCGGCGGUGGAGGAAGCCGAGGUACGCAUGCGUCUCGACGAUGACGCCGCAGAAGAAGACAUGUCCGCCAUCAUCGAAGCGGUUGGGAUGAUGGGCGCUACGCUCAAGACCUUGACAAUCUUUGCUGCAUCGGAUCUUGGGAGUGUCUCGACAGAAGCAGGUCAGGAGUUCGGACGAGUUCUUGUUGCGGGUCACCUUGAGACACUGAGCGUGUGGUUCUUGCAUAUGUCUGAGGCCGGACUCAUUGACAUCAUCAAGUCAUGUCAACAGGCAGCCCGGAUCAAGUUGGUCAGAUUCUUGAAAUGUAGACCAGUGAAACGCAACGGUGACGCGUGCAAGUUCUUGGACGGACUAGCAGGCAAAGGCGCACUGAACCGAAGAACCGCAAGGAGAAUCACUGUUCAAGUAAAUGAUAAUUCCUGGAUAAUUCCACAUGCCCUACAAGCUUCCACCAUUUGAAGAUCGAAUGCAAUCUGUAAACACAUUAUCAGCGGGAUCGCUGAACAUUACUUCAUGUCCCUGAAUCGGCUCUGUAUGCAGACGGGCCAGGCUACCUGAUAUUUAAUUCUUUGUGUUUUCUAGUGCUUCGUAUACUAUCUAUUAUGUC